AUGCUCGGCAGACACGACAGUGAGCGUGACGAUGAGAUUCGUCGACAAGAAGAGGAGAGGGAGGAGGAGCGUUGGAUAGAACGGGAAGAGGCCAGGGAUUGGGCCGAGAGAAUUCGCGAGGAUAUGGAUAGAGCUCGGGAGAGAGACAGUGAACAAGAGCGGGAGCGCGAAAGAGAACGUGAGAGAGAACGUGAGCGCCACCGCUAG
Molecule: messenger RNA, 207 nt
Organism: Colletotrichum spaethianum
Lineage: Eukaryota; Fungi; Ascomycota; Sordariomycetes; Glomerellales; Glomerellaceae
Exons: 2
Coding region: 1-207 (68 amino acids)
Source: RefSeq, a predicted model, not a curated record